CCGCCGUUUGCCCCGCCCCUCGUGCGCUCGUCGCGGUCGUCCCUCUCCCAGCGCCAAGACCCGACGCUCCGCGGACGGAGGCGCCGACGGAACCGGGAGGUGGCGGGCGACAGCGGCAUGGGCCUGAGUCCCGCAGCCCGGAGGGAGCCUGCGCUCGUCCUGCCCAGCACCUCGCGCCCCCCGCGCCCAUGCGGGAAGCCCGGAGCCCGCCCGCCGCUCGGCUCGGGGACCCCCGGCUCAGGGGGACCCGCGCGGAAGCCGACGAGGCAGCGCGCGAGCGAGCAGGAACCUGGGGCCCCGCAACGCUCGUUUAGAGAGAACCCCGCACUUCACCUGGACAGCGUACCGAGUCAGCAGAGAGCGGAACUGGGUUCAGCACCCCAGCCUGGGCAUGAGGGCAAGUUAAUACAGCCAGCAGACGAGGGCAAAUCAAGACCCAGACCUGGAGACCUGAUUGAGAUUUUCCGAGUUGGCUAUGAGCACUGGGCCAUCUAUGUGGAAGAUGACUGUGUGGUCCAUCUGGCUCCCCCGAGUGAGGACUUCGAGGUUGGCAGUAUCACUUCUGUCUUUAGCAAUCGUGCAGUUGUAAAAUACAGUCGUCUGGAGGAUGUGCUGCAUGGCUGCUCUUGGACCGUCAACAACAAGCUGGAUGGGACGUACCUACCCCUGCCUGUGGACAGGAUCAUCCAGCGUACGAAGAAGAUGAUCAACAAGAUUGUGCAGUACAGCCUGAUCGAGGGGAACUGCGAGCACUUCGUUAAUAACCUCCGAUAUGGAGUGUCCAGGAGCCAGCAGGUGGAGCAUGCCCUGGUGGAAGGAGUGAAGGCAGCAGGCGCUGUGAUCUCAGCGGUGGUGGACAGCAUGAGGCCCAAAGCGCUAACUGCCCGAGGUGCUGAAAGUGUUGAGUAGGGAAGAGCUCCUGAAGAGAACGUGCCAUUGUCCUCCCCUGCCCUCCUCUUUCAGUCAGUGUACUUAAGAAAACUGUGAGCUUCUGGAAAAAUCUAGAAUGUAUCAAAUUACUCUUCUGUCAAUACAUCCAAUAUAUGAGACCCAUGGACCCAGA
This is a messenger RNA of Chinchilla lanigera (long-tailed chinchilla), 1063 nucleotides long. It is a transcript of the gene Plaat5, whose product is annotated as HRAS-like suppressor family, member 5. Gene Ontology annotation, molecular function: glycerophospholipid phospholipase A1 activity; A2-type glycerophospholipase activity. The transcript has 6 exons. Gene Ontology annotation, cellular component: cytoplasm. Gene Ontology annotation, biological process: N-acylphosphatidylethanolamine metabolic process. Bases 118 to 909 code for a protein of 263 amino acids. Lineage: Eukaryota; Metazoa; Chordata; Mammalia; Rodentia; Chinchillidae. The record is from RefSeq and is a predicted model, not a curated record.